Stegodyphus dumicola is the source of this 3225-nucleotide messenger RNA. RefSeq lists its product as uncharacterized. The record is from RefSeq and is a predicted model, not a curated record. NCBI's taxonomy places the organism in Eukaryota, Metazoa, Arthropoda, Arachnida, Araneae, Eresidae.
AUGAAAGAGCAGCCCACAUGGUCCUCGAUCUUCGAGCCAUCGGUAAAGACUUUGAUUCUAGUGGUUGGUUCUUCUUCUGCGGUGCGUAUGAGUAGUCUUACAUCAAGACCUUUUAGUGUUGGGCGAAAAGCAGUGGAAGAGCAUCGCAGUCUUUUAGUGAAGGCCGAAGCAAGAGCUGCAGAACUAAGAAGUCAAGUUGAUAAAACAGACAGGGACCUCACUUCUCUACGGAAAGAAUGUAACCAGCUCAGGAAUGAGCUGGAGGACGAAAGAAGUCGGCUGAAGCAAAAUGCUGACAAACGCCAAUCCGAAAUCAGCAUCAGCUGGAGUCGAGAACGAGAGGAUCUCAGACGAACCAUCAACGAACUGAGAAACAGAAUCGAAGUGUUGCAGCACCAAGUAACAGAGAAUGAGAAAAUAUUCGUAGAGAAAGAGUCUCGAUUACGGGAAGAGUUUAAGCGUAAAAAAGACAUCGCAGUAAGAGAAGCGAGAGAAAAAGGCGAGGCCGCCUUGGAGUUGGUAAAAGAAGAGGAGAAAAUCCUGAGAAACAAAAUACAAGAGCUAACAGAUAAAUUAGAGAAGACUGAAAUUUCUUUACGAGAGGCUGCAGAGAAAGCUCGUAAGGCAGCUUCGGAGCACAGACGAGAAAAAGAGGAAUGGUCGUCAGAAAGGGAAAGCCUGGAGACCGAAAUUCGUUCCGAAGUCAAGAAGCGGGAGAAAGCGGAGAGAGAUUCGGAGCAACUCUUGAAGCAAAAGGAGGAGGAAGUCCUCCUCAGCAAAGAAAGAGUUGUCGCCUUGGAGAGGGAGCAGAGGCGCCUUCAGAUGCAGCUGGAGGAAGUGGAAGACUUGCAACAAAAAAUCAAAUUAAUGGAGCAAGAAGCGAGCAAAAUGAAAGAAGAGUACGACCAUCUAACAGCAAGGUACGAUCAGCUGGAAGACGACUUCGUGAAGACAAAAGCUAAGCUGGUUCAAGAGAAAGAACAGCUGGAAAAUAGCCUCAAUAAAGUCAAAAGAGAAUACAAUGAGCUUAGUUUCGAGCUGAAUUCUUUGAAAGAUACUUACAAGAGCCGCCAGGAUAACUGGAUAAAAGAAAAACUAGACAUGCAGGAAAGAAUGAAAGAGCUGAACAGGAGGAUGGAAAGGUUAAAAACCGUUGAACAGGAGAGAAGAAGAUUGCAAGAUUUAGUGGAUGAAAAGGAAACUCUGAUCGAAUCUUAUAAGAAAGAAGAGAAGCAUCUUAAAGAAGAAAGAGACAGACUCAGGAAACGAGUGGAUGACUUCACAAAAGCCAUGGAAUCACGUGACCGUCCUAUUCCUUGGUCGCGAGUUUCGGACAAUGAGGAUUCAAAGCUGAGCGCAGAGCUGGAAUCUACCAGACGAGACUACGAAGGCCGCAUGACACUUAUGUCGUCUGAGAUCACCAGUAUGCAGUCCCAGAUAGCCAGCUUAGUAGAGGAGAGAGACAACCUCAAAUCUCAGCUAUCGUCUGCAGAACGAAAUGCCGAGGAAAUGAGGACUGGGUCGUUGAAGAGAGAAAGGGCAAGGCACAGAGAAGAGGCAGAGAUUGCAAGAAGAAAAGUUCAGGAGUUGCGCUUUCAGAUGGAAGAUCUCCGUGAGCAGCUUGACGAUUCUCUUCUGGAAAACAAGAAUUUGAAACUCCAGAUAGAAACGGACAAGAAUGCUUUCGAAAUCCAGUUAUCAGAAUUGAAAUCUAAGAUCAAUCAGCUGGAAGAACAGAAGAUAAUGGAAUCUACUCGCGGUCAAACUCGGAAUAUCGCCAAGACAAGACUGGAAUUGACUUGGGAAAAAGAACGUGGCGAGUUGCAGCAUUUGUUGAGUGAGAGCCAGAAACUAGUGUCGGACCUGAGAUCUCGUCUGGAACAAACGGAAUUGGAAAGAGAAAAGGAAAAACAAGCAGUCAGGAAACAAAUGUUGGAAAUGAGAUCUUCUACGGAAAAGGAUCACCAAGACAGCCGGCGGAAGAUGAGCGAGCUCCACAGCAGUCUACUGGAGAUUCGCGAAUCUCAUGCAAAACUCCGAGGAAUGUACGAUCGUAUGAAGAAAGAACGAGAAAUUCUUCUAAAAGAGAGAGAAGAAUGGAGAAUAAGACUUCAGGUAGCCAUGCAAAUGCAUUCCAAGAUCAAUGAAAUCGUGCAAGACGUCGAGAAAGUAAGUGCUGAGGUUUCUUCGCAUUCAGAGAAACCUACUUUACCCAUGAGUCCGGAGUUUAAAGAAACUAUUCAAAAGGUUAAAGACCAUUUCGUGGAACUUCAGAAAACCGCUGCUGUUCUAAAAGAAGAUGAACGGUUAAAGAGAACUACUUCCUUUAGAAGAGCUGUUUCAGCCCAGGAGGUGAACAAAGCUCACGAUCCCAUCCAGCGCUGGAACAAUCCUCAACGAGUGACGAACUAUCCUCUGGCUCCUCCCAGUAUGAUCAUUCGUCCUCCCCCCAGACAGAAGUCCUUGAACAGGAAAUCCCUGUCAUUGGACCACACUCUGAUGGGGACCACUCACGAACAGAGGCUCAAGAUCUGGGAAUCGGAGGGAGAAAGCGUAACGUCCACACCGGCCGGAAGCCUCUUAAGCCUUGGAGGCUACGGAUACGAAACUGAUUCCUCCCUUCCAGAUUCUGAAUACAGGUAUGGUGGCAUCAGUCAAGACAGGAGGAGAUACCGUGUCCAGACACCAAGUGGCAUGACGACGGACAGUGAGGCCCCUAUGUCUUCCAGAGAGGGUAGUGUGGAUCCGGGAGGUAGCACAGAAAGUGUUCCAAUAGCAGCACAACAACACAGAACAACUUUAAAAGAAAAACUGAAAAUGCUGCGACGAACCAAAAGCAUCGACGUUGCAAGCGGGCGUAAAAUAGGCGCAGACGAUUCUUCCAAGAACGCCAAAGAAGAAAAAGAACAGAGUCUUCGAUCAAAGAUAUCUAAAGUCUUGAAGAAACCUUUAGGAAGGAGCUUCAGUGACUCACAUAAGUCUGCACCUGCUUUGCCACCAAAAGGUGCUGUGCCUGAUGUCAUACCAAGUAGACCAACAGCAGAGAAACCAUUAUCAGCGAGUCGAGGAGAGUUGAGCACUCGGAGGCCUGCUUCCCAGCAAAGCAAGAGGCCGCAAACACCUUCAAAACAAAAAGUGGAAACUCCAGUUUGAGAAAUGAACCUUUUUAUUCCUUACACAUUUAUAUUGACCUCAUGUAAACAAUAAAAUACCCUUUUUCUUGUU